Molecule: messenger RNA, 2416 nt
Organism: Gaeumannomyces tritici R3-111a-1
Lineage: Eukaryota; Fungi; Ascomycota; Sordariomycetes; Magnaporthales; Magnaporthaceae
Product: pre-mRNA-splicing ATP-dependent RNA helicase PRP28
Exons: 1
Coding region: 47-2158 (703 amino acids)
Biological process (GO): mRNA splicing, via spliceosome
Cellular component (GO): catalytic step 2 spliceosome
Molecular function (GO): RNA binding; ATP binding; RNA helicase activity
Source: RefSeq, a predicted model, not a curated record
CACUUCCACAUCCGCAUUUUUGUUCUCUGCGCAUACCCGAAACACUAUGGCGCCGCCGACCCAGGGCCCUCCCCGUCUAGGGGACAAAAUCCGCCAACUUAAGCAGAAGGCCGAAGAACUAGGCAUGAGCAGCGAUGGCCCGCUCGACUUCGAAGAGUACCUCAGGCGGAAACGAGAGGCCGACGCCGCAUCCUCGAAACUCCGCUUCAUUCCCAAGGCCAAGAGACUUGAGAUGGAGCAGGCCCAGAAGGCCCAGGAAGAAGCCGACAGGCAGCGGAAGGAGGCAGAACAACGAGAGGCUGCUCGUCGCCGACAAGAAGCACAACAAUCGUCGUUGCCCGGUUCGCGCGCGACCGGGAACUCCAAGAGAGAAGACACUACGAAACAACACAGCAAGGCCGACAAGCGCUCGUUUGAGGAGCUAGAGCAGGAACGGAUUCGGCUCAAGUACAUGGGCCCAGAAGUGAACCAGAGCACCUUCUCGGCGAGCAAGAAGAGGAAACGCGCAACCGCGAAGAAGUUCAAAUUCGACUGGGACUCGGAUGAAGACACUAGCCGGCCCGACGACGGAAAGGGCAACCAGCACCACAACAUUCGAUACGGCGGCUACGGCACAGACGAGGAGGACGAGAGGGUGCAAAGACAGGCCGAGCUGACUGAGAAGAUGGACCCGGUCCACGGCAAGGAGCGCGCAAGGGGGAUGCUGGAAAGCCACGAGCGCGCGAAGGCGAGUAGGAACCAGAACGCACUGGCGAAGCACUGGUCCGAAAAGUCGCUGGAGGAAAUGCGCCAGAGAGACUGGCGCAUCUUCAAGGAGGAUUAUGGUAUUGCUACCAAGGGCGGUCGGAUCCCCAACCCCAUGCGGAACUGGCACGAAUCGAAGCUCCCAAAGGACUUGCUCAGAAUCGUCGACCUGGUCGGCUAUACCGACCCGACCCCGAUCCAGAGGGCUGCGAUCCCGAUCGCGCUCGAGAAUCGGGACAUCAUCGGAGUUGCCGCAACCGGCUCCGGAAAGACGGCAGCCUUCUUGCUUCCGCUGCUUGUUUAUAUCCAGACUCUGCCGCCCAUUGAUGAGCGUAACAAAAACGACGGACCCUACGGCUUGAUUCUCGCGCCAACACGAGAGCUGGCGCAGCAGAUCGAGGCUGAGGCGAUGAAAUUUGCAACGCAGCGUGGGUACACGGUCGUCAGUCUCGUCGGUGGUCAUUCGAUAGACGGCCAAACCAUUGCACUACGCAACGGUGCCGAGAUCAUCGUGGCUACACCCGGCAGAUUGGUGGACUUUCUCGUGAGCCGCAAGCUGGUUCUCUCGCAGUGCUGCUAUAUUGUUCUGGAUGAAGCCGACCGAAUGAUCCAAGACGGCUUCGAGGAGUCUCUGACGACAAUCCUGGAUGCCCUGCCAGUAUCCAACGAGAAACCCGACACAGGCGAUGCGGAGGACCCUAAUGCGAUGUCCAUGUACCCCAGCUGGGAGCAUCAGCUGCCUUACCGCCAGACUAUGAUGUACACGGCAACGAUGCCCUCAUCGGUCGAGCUCCUUGCUAAGAAAUAUCUGAGGCGGCCCGCCAUGGUCACGAUCGGAAACGCCGGCGAGGCAGUUGAUACGGUCGAGCAGAGGGUAGAGUUUAUUGGUGGCGAAGACAAGCGCAAGAAGAGGCUGCAGUACAUCCUCAACUCGGGCCAGUUCCGGCCCCCCAUCAUCGUUUUCGUCAACAUCAGGCGGAACUGUGAUACAGUGGCCAAGGAAAUCAAGGCAAUGGGCAAGUCUGCAGUCACGUUGCACGGAGGCAAGUCUCAGGAGCAACGUGAGCUGGCGCUCAAGUCUGUGCGUGACGGGAAAACCGAAGUUCUGGUCGCGACGGACCUGGCUGGGCGUGGUAUCGACGUCGCCGACGUUUCUCUGGUCAUCAACUUCAACAUGGCCACAAAUAUCGAGUCCUACACCCACCGCAUUGGUCGUACAGGACGUGCCGGCAAGAGUGGUGUGGCCAUCACGUUCCUAGGCAACGAGGAUGCGGACGUCAUGUACGACCUCAAGCAGAUGAUCUUGAAGAGCUCGAUAUCCAAGCUUCCGGACGAGCUGAGGCGGCACGAGGCGGCACAAUCCAAACCCACAAAAGGCGGUGGUGGUGGAAAGAAGGACAAUAUUCUAAGAUGAGGAGUGAGAGGGUAGUAAUCUUGUAGGAAUAGAGCCACACAGGAGGUGCGCAGGAAAAAUGAGACCGCAACGUGACAGGUGAAGAACGACAUGCUGCACUACCGAGUCCAGAUUCGUCUCCAUAUCCAAAUUUGGCCGUACUUGAUAGUGCCUUGACAUGGUAGGUCGGUCGAUGCCCGAGAAUAGAAGGUUGCUUCCACGCUCACUGUAAAAGUCAUGCACAUGCAGAAAGCCGAGGGACGGAUUAGGCACAACCCC